Messenger RNA from Sorex araneus (European shrew), 4859 nucleotides. RefSeq names its product dehydrogenase/reductase SDR family member 7C. NCBI's taxonomy places the organism in Eukaryota, Metazoa, Chordata, Mammalia, Eulipotyphla, Soricidae. Gene Ontology annotation, molecular function: cysteine-type deubiquitinase activity; all-trans-retinol dehydrogenase (NAD+) activity. Bases 231 to 3527 code for a protein of 1098 amino acids. Gene Ontology annotation, biological process: protein deubiquitination; regulation of release of sequestered calcium ion into cytosol by sarcoplasmic reticulum. The record is from RefSeq and is a predicted model, not a curated record. The transcript has 19 exons. Gene Ontology annotation, cellular component: sarcoplasmic reticulum membrane.
GGUGGUGGGAAUUGAACCCAGGUCUUAUUCAUACAAGAUCUUCCUUGACCUGUCCCCACUGCUUGAAGCAGAGCAACACCUUUGAUCCUUUCCUGUGUGUGUCACUUCCUAUCCCUCUGCGCCAGACAAGAUUCCUGAGUAUCACCUUGGCCUUCCCCUCUAAGAGCCAGAAGUUCCUGCGGGUUGGCCUGGCUGUGCCCAUCCUCAGCACCGUGGCAGCCUUGAGGAGGAUGGUCGCGGAGGAAGGCGGAGCCCCUGUCCAUGAGGUGAUCUUGGUUGAACUGUGUCCCACUGGACUACAGCGAUCUUUCUUUGAUGAGGAUGACCUGAAUACUAUUUCUGAGGGAGACAGUGUGUAUGCCUUCCAGACCUCUCUGCCACCUGUCCAGGAGAUAACUGCAGUUCAACCAUCUGGUCUACCUGUCUCCCCGAGCAUGGUCGCCUGUGAAGGUCAGCAGUUAUCCAUGCCUAUCUAUAACAAGAACAAGGUGCUAAUUCUCUUCUGUAACCUGGUGGGGUCAGGGCAACUGGCUACCAGAUUUGGUCCACCUUUCCUGGUAAGGGAAGACAGAGCCAUCUCUUGGGGCCAGCUCCAACAGUGCAUCCUUAGCAAGGUCCAUCCUCUCAUGAAGAGUAAGGCCUCUGUACAGAACCUAGGGUCACUGUUCUCCAUUCGGGUUGUGGGCCUCUCUGUGCCUUGUAGCUACUUGUCUCCACAGGAUAAACGACCACUGUAUCACUGGGCAGUUGACAGAGUUCUGAACCUCAGGAGGCCUGGAGGCCCGCCACACAUCAAGCUGGCAGUGGAGUGGGAUAGCUGGGCCAAGGAGUGCCUGUUCGGGAAUCUCCAGCAGGAGCAGGUCCAGGACGCGGACAGUGUGUGGCAGCAGCAGCGGGCGCAUCAGCAGCACAGCUGUACCUUGGAUGAGUGUUUUCACUUGUACACCAAGGAGGAGCAGCUGGCCCAGGAUGAUGCAUGGAAGUGCCCCCACUGCAAAGUCCUGCAGCAGGGUGUGAUGAAGUUGAGUCUCUGGACCCUGCCUGACAUCCUAAUCGUCCACCUGAAGCGAUUCUGUCAAGUGAGAGAGAGGAGAAACAAGCUCUCCACACUGGUGAAAUUUCCACUCUCUGGUCUCAACAUGGCUCCUCACGUGGCCAAGAGAAGUGCUAGUGCCAGGUCUGUGCGAGGCCCUUUGCCUUCUUGGAAGCAACCGGCCUGUCUACCCACCGGCUGCCCGCUGGACUUCCUGUAUGAUUUAUAUGCUGUCUGUAACCACCAUGGUAGUCUACAAAGCGGACAUUACACAGCUUACUGUCGGAACUCUCUGGAUGGCCAGUGGUAUAAUUAUGAUGACAGCAUAGUGGAAAAACUUAGAGAAGAUGAAGUCAAUACCCAGGGGGCCUACAUCCUGUUCUAUCAGAAACGGAACAGCAUCCCUCCCUGGUCGGCCAGCAGCUCGGUGGGAGGUUCCACCUGCUCCUCCGUGUCUGAACACUGGCUGCUGAGGCUUGGGGGCGACUCUGGCAGCACCAGGGCAAGCCUGCCAUCCUGGAGCUCUGCCCCUGGGUCCCCCCAGCCCCGCGGACCCGAGUCUCCCCUCUUUACCAACCACCUCUCCGGUCAUGAAAUGGGAGAGUUGGAAUCCAGACUUCGGGAAAAACGCACAGGAGGCCGAAGUAUGAGCAUGAAGGCACUCCCCUCUUCUCAAGGCAAGCAGAGGACCUUUAAGACCUUGCCCGCCAACCUGUCUUUUGGGCCUGAGGAGAAGCUACCUGGUGCAUCUGUUGAGUUGGUGGAAUAUUUGGAGAGCAGAGGGAGACCUCAGUCCACCAGCCAGUCCAUUGUCUCCUUGUUAGCUGGUGAGAAGGAGAAAUCGACAGUGCCCGGGUCAAACACCUCUGUCUUCACCACGGGUGGAGAUGGCGAACUAAGCAACCGGUGUUUACUGGCCACAGCUCCCCACCUCUUGGGCCAUCCUAGCCACUGUGCUAGAGACUCAGGUCAUCUAAACACAGCAAGGAAACACAAGGAAAGCGCGAGGCAGGAUGUCAGGCUUCCAAAACAGUUUGACCUGCCCCUCAUGGUGAUGCCCUCUGUAGAGAAUGAGAAGCAUCCGCGCCGAGAAGGCCAGAAGACUGGAAGCUGUCAGCGAAGCAACAGCAAAGCAUCCCCUCCCAAGGGAGUCCUGCCGUCUGUGGAAUUUUCCAGAAAAGGUGCAUGCAGUCACCGAAAUCCUUUCACCAAGAUGAGGACUAAAACAGAAGGAAGUGCUUGGGAGACAGACAGAUUCCCACAGGGGACUCUCGCCUUUCUAAAGUCUGUUUUUUGGAAGAAGGAAAACAAGAAGAAUGACCAGAUAGAGAGAGCUCCGCAGGCGCCUCCAGUCUCUCUCACCAGUGGAGGACUGAAUCCGGCUGAGAGCCCAGCCAGGGGACAUGGCCACCACCUAGAGAGGGCUGUCCAUUCGGCCCCCGCCUCUCUCCGCCUUGCUCGCAGAGCUAGCAGGCCCACAAGGGGCGGUGCUCUCGGUACAUCACAGAGGAGUGUUUCAGGGGAGCAGAACUCUGCCAGCACCUUGCAGAAGAGCAAGAUGGGAAUCACAGCUAUACUCAUGCUGCCUUUGCUGCUCUUGGGAAUCAGUGGCCUUCUCUUUAUCUACCAAGAGGUGUCAAGGUUGUGGUCAAAGUCAGCUGUGCAGAACAAAGUCGUGGUGAUCACUGAUGCCAUCACAAGUCUGGGCAAGGAGUGUGCUCGGAUAUUCCACAUGGGUGGCGCAAGGUUAGUGCUCUGUGGAAAGAACUGGGAGAAACUAGAGAUUCUACAGGAUUCCUUGACUAGUGUAGCGGACCCAAGCAAGACUUUCACUCCAAAGUUAAUUCUCUUGGACCUAUCGGACAUCAGUUGCGUUCAGGAUGUGGCAAAAGAAAUCUUGGAUUGCUAUGGUUGUGUGGAUAUCCUCAUCAACAAUGCCAGCAUGAAGGUGAAGGGACCUGCUCAUAAGAUUUCACUGGAGCUUGACAAAAAGAUCAUGGAUGCCAAUUUUUUUGGACCCAUCACCUUGACCAAAGUUCUGCUUCCCAACAUGCUCUCCCGGAGGACCGGCCAAAUCAUACUAGUGAAUAACAUUCAAGGGAAGUUUGGGAUCCCAUUCCGUACAUCUUAUGCGGCCUCCAAGCAUGCUGUGCUGGGAUUCUUUGACUGUCUCCGAGCUGAAGUGGAGGAAUAUGAUGUUGUGGUCAGCACAGUGAGCCCAACGUUUAUCCGAUCUUACCACAGUUCUACUGGCCAAGGAAUCUGGGAAACUUCUAUUCGGAGAUUCUUUUUCAGGAAGCUGACCUAUGGGGUUCACCCUGUGGAUGUGGCUGAAGAGGUGAUGCGUACCGUGAGGCGGAGGAAGCAGGAGGUCUUCAUGGCCAACCCCAUCCCUAGGGUUGCUGUAUACAUCCGCACCUUCUUCCCAGAGUUCUUUUUCGCUGUGGUGGCCUGUGGGGUGAAGGAAAAGCUAAAUGUCCCAGAGGAGAAUUAAUGGCAGGAGACCUAUAGAUCACCCUGAAGGGAAUAAAGGUUUUCUUGGAAAGUAUUUGUUUCUACACUAUGAUAAACACUAGGACCCCUACGUGUCACCACUGAUAACUUAGAGGCAUCUCCCAUUUCCCCAUUCCAGGACCCACUUCCAGAAAGAGGAAGUCUAAGGUGGUCUAAUAAGUCCAGCAUAUACACACUCAUACACCACACCACACACAGAGACACACAAACACUCAUGCUCACACAAGACUGGAUGAACAGAACUUGCAACCAUGGAAUUAUCCUGUAAGUCCGUUGUUGAUAUUGGCAGCAAACCACGCACCACAUGUUGCUAUUAGCACUUGUAAUGUGUUCUGGAAAUUGAGUUUAUUUUCUAUAUGUUAAUUUGAAUUUAAAUAGCUGCAUGUAGCUAGUAACUCCCAGGUUGGUGACAUGCAAAAAUUAGUCCCUUUUUUCAGACUUACUUGCUACUGGGAGGAACCCAGUAAGUAAUGUUCUUAAAAACUCUUUUCAUUCUUUUGUUUUGUUUUGUUUGGGGGCCACACCUGGCAAUUCUCAGGAGGGAGGACCAUUAUGGCAUGACAGAGAUCAAACCCAGGUAGGCUGAGUACCCACUGUUCUAUGGCUCCGACCCACAACUAUUCUGUUUUAAAAAGAGAGAUUCUCAAACUAUUCCGAAAUGCAAAAACAUUUGAGGACAUCUGCAAUGGAAUCUCCUCUCACUUAGCUUAUAUUUUCAAAACAAAACAGUUUUAUUUAUAAUUGCCAGCCUAGUUAUUAGUGUGUUCUGCUAUCCCUUUAUUUUUGACAUCAAAUCAACUAUUCUUUGAAAGUAUAAUGCAUUUUUAACAAAUUUGUACAAACUAUCUUCAAAAUAUAGUGUACACAAUUUGUAUUAUUUUUUAACUGCACCAGCAAAUUUUUCAAAUAGUUAUAGAUAAAAGACUGCUCAAAUUUCUCCCUAACUCAAGCCAUUUAAGGAAGUAAGAAAGGAAAGGAGAAUGAAGGACUGUUUGCAGGUGUUGUAGCUGACUUAUGUGAAGUAAUGAUAGCUACUCUUUACCCACCUUAGUCACCUCGGAAGGGCAUGGGUGGUUUAGGAUUGAUGAAAGUCUCCUCUGAGCAAUGGCAUGGCACAGACAUUCCUUUUUUAAAUUUAAUUUUAUUUUUAUAAAGUUGCUCACAAUAAUUUAUUACAAUUCCACCACCAUCACCACCAUACUUCAAAUUUUUCCAUCCCUACAUCUAAAGCCUGCCCCCAAAGCAGGUCCUAAAUUAUCUGUUUUGUAUUGCUUGUUAUGAAUAAUCUGCUAAAAAUGAUCCAAUAAAGCUU